Molecule: messenger RNA, 4923 nt
Organism: Corythoichthys intestinalis (scribbled pipefish)
Lineage: Eukaryota; Metazoa; Chordata; Actinopteri; Syngnathiformes; Syngnathidae
Product: mitochondrial import receptor subunit TOM70-like
Exons: 14
Coding region: 316-1866 (516 amino acids)
Biological process (GO): protein insertion into mitochondrial inner membrane; protein import into mitochondrial matrix
Cellular component (GO): mitochondrial outer membrane
Molecular function (GO): transmembrane protein transporter activity; protein binding
Source: RefSeq, a predicted model, not a curated record
GUAUCCAUGAGUUCCCGAACGCGAAAAAAAAAAGCUGGACUACGCAGACGAUGGGUAAAGUUCGUCCUGCAAAGAGGGCUAAUUUUCUAGACACAGCCUCCGGCACGCUUUUCUGUGGUGCGCAUUUUCCACCUGAAAGCUUCUCGAACUAUGGACAAGUGAAAUCGGAUUUUGCUAAAAGAUUGCUGCUCAAAGGAGAUGCUGUGCCGACCAUACACGCGCAGCGACCUAAAUGUCCCGAGAUAUCAAGAAAAAGGAUGAUGACUAGCAAAGGAGGCUAAGGCUAAGGAAAGGAGGGGAGCAGCCAAGCUCGAAAUGGCCAGAAGUCGUUUGGAUCGUGCCCGAGAGGCAAAUAAAAAAGGCAACAGAUACUUUAAGGCGGCCAAGUACGAGAGCGCCAUCCAGUGUUACACAGAGGCCAUUGAACUCUGCCCCACUGUACAGAAGAGCUACCUGUCGGUGUUCUAUAACAACCGAGCGAAUGCGUAUAAGAAGCAGAUGAAAUGGACUGAGGUGUCGCAAGACAGCUCACAGGUACUAAUGCUCUACCCAGUGAACUUCACAGCUUUCAGCAAUAAGUGGCAAGCUCAUGGGAAACUGGACAAUAAGAAAGAAUGCCUGGAAGAUAGCAUCGCUCAGUCUAUCCCGGAGGACGAGCUGAACGAGGAGCGCAUGAAGUUCCCUAUGGGAAAUAAGAAACGAGGGUGGAUGAUGCCUUCUCCUCAGUACAUCAAAUCCUACUUUGGUUCUUUCACCGAUGACAUCAUCUCGCAGCCGCUGCAGAUGGGCAAGAAGAAAGAUGAAGACAAGGACAAUGAGGGCGAGGCCUCCGAGGUCACAGCUAGACUUCCUGACAUGGAAUGGAUACAAGACCCAUCGAGAUUACAACAUUGUCACCACCUGAGUUCGGGCUACCUGAAAGCCAAGCACUAUAUGGAUGAGGAGAACUACGAUAAAAUCAUCAGCGAAUGCACUAAGGAGGUGGACUCAGAGGGCCGCUACAUGGCUGAGGCGCUGCUCCUGCGCGCCACCUUUCACCUGUUGACUCGCGACAACGAGGCCGCUGAGGGCGACUUGAACCGCAUCAUCAAUAUGCAGGAAGCCAACGUCAAGCUGCGUGCCAACGCUCUCAUCAAGCGUGGGAUCCUGUACAGACAGGAUAUCCGACACUUGGCUGCCAAAAAGCACUUCAACAUCGCAGCAAAGAUCGACGCAUGCAAUCCCGAUGUGUACCAUCACAGCGGGCAGCUUAAAAUGGACCUGCGCCUGGUGGAUGAAGCUGUAGAAGACUUUGACAAAAGCAUCCUGCUCAGACCUGACUUUGCUCUCACCCAGGCGCAGAGGUCCUUCGCUCUGUACAAACAAGCAUACACCGAGCUCUGCCCAUCCAAGACACACGUUCAGAAAGCCAUGGAUGGAUUCGAGGACGUUAUCAAAAGGUUUCCCACUUGUGCAGAGGGCUACGCACUAUACGCUCAGGCUUUAACCAAGGAGGGACGCUUCAGAAAGGCAGACAAGAUGUACGACAAGUGUAUUGAAGUGGAACCAGACAACGCCAACUAUUAUGUUCACAAAGGAUUAUUACAGCUCCAGUGGAAACGAGGCAUGGACUCAAGAAGCUUGUGUGGGUUGGCCCUGGACCUAAUCAGAGAAGCCAUCAAAAUCGACAACAAAUGUGCCUUUGCUCGCGAAUCAUUGAGAUGUGUCAAACAUCCAUGGAGUAACAAAAUCAGAAUGUCCACCGAGGAUGAAACGGCGAAUGACGUGUGCACUUAUUACUUCCCGUUCAACCGUCACACAGAGCGCCACGAAGCGUACACCCACAGAGAGGUAUUCAGGAAAGUACCGCAUCAGACUGGCAGAUAGGGUGUCAUUUUAAGAAUGGAAACGUUUCAAGACAGCCACUUCGAUUUUGACUGGCAAAUUCCUCUGAUAUUCUUCAUCGAUAUAUAUGGUGAUCAAAGUAAAAUAGAACUUAAAUCUGAAUAAAGUUAUGAUUCCUGGAAAGAGAUGUGGUGCUUUUUCUUUACUGUAUCGGGGUUUUUUUUUCAGUGGAAUGUACUUGAUAUAAAAUGUUUUUUAAAUACUGUGUGAAACAACUAGUGUGAUGGUUGAAAUUACUAAAUAGUGUACUUUACCACUUCCAAUUUAGUUCAGUUAAAAAGCACCUGUGGCUAAAGAUUUAGUAAAUAGAUAAAAAAUAGCUAACUUUUUGUCGUAUUUAAAUAGGAAACAUGUUGGAAUUCAAGGCAACAAAGGACAUUUUGGUAUAUAUAAAACAAUUCCAAAUGUAUUUUGAUACUUCUAUGUUAUAAAUCUUUGGAUUGCAAUCGACUGGUGUUUAGUUCUCGCUGACCGAAUCAAACACCCGCUCAGAGGUUGCGCUAGACUUUUUCGUUGUCUGUCAUUUUGACUGACAGGGUCAUAAAAAUCCGGUCAUAAUCUAUUUUUACCAGUCACUUAAAUUUUUAAAAUGAUGAUAAUUACAUUGUGGUGACCCUUUGUUUGGCAUAAUUCACCUUCCGUACUUGUGUGUCUAUUUGGCCGAGCGCGUUACCGGCUACGACACAGUCACGUGAUAGAGACAUUUAAGAGCCGCGCGCGCUCCGGCGUGAAUAGAGAGUUCACAGAGAGCAGCAGAGCUACAGCGGUUGGACACAGCAAUUGGAGCUAACAAGACUCUUAACAUUGCAUACCGCUUCAACAGUAUUUAGUAGUGAUGGCCAAAUGAAGCAAUGAAGCUUUGCAGCCAAUUGGUUUGCACAUGUAGCAAAGCUUCAUUGUGCUUCAUUUACUCUAGGGCGCCAUCAAGUGGUCUACAAUGACACAGAUGAAAUUAAACUAGCUUCAAGUUUAUUCAAUUUCUCGCUGCGUAUCUUCCCUGUAAUCAUGUCGUACAUGUCAGCAUGUCUUGUUUGGUAAUAUCGCCUCACAUUGAACCCUUUAAAAACAGCGACUAUUUCUUUGCAAAUGAGGCGGACACAAUUGUUGCGUAUUUUAGUGAAGAAAUAGUCCAAUGUCCACCUAUCCUUGAAGCGUCGGCCGUCGCAGUCAACUUUUUGUUGUUGUUGUUGUUGUUGUUGAUUGUUGCCAUUUUAGAAAAUUAGAAGUCAAGGGUCACAUGGGGAAAUGUUGCUUAAAGGGCUGCUGCCUUUUAGUGGGUAAAUGAGGAGCAGCAUUUAAUGUGUAAGCUACUUCAUAUGCUGGUAGCAGUACUGCUGACCAAUUUAUUAAGUCUGGGUGCAUGCCAGACGUUAUUGAUCUUAUGACAGAGGCUGGGGGCCGGAUAAAAUUUGACCCCGGGCCACACUUUGGAUAUGUCUGCUUUACGAUGUCGCCUUUCUACUCUCAUUAGUCUGUUAAGAAAAAUGUAGACAUAUUGCGACAUCUCCCGUGUCCACGUGCGUUAUUUUUGGGCGCUUGAGUAGCACAUGAUGGACGGAUUGACAUAAUUUGUCAAACCAACACCCGACACGCUCUGACACGAAAAAAAAAACACUGGGAAAAAAUUGGCAUGUAUUUAGUUUCAUUGCAAAUCAGUAUUAUGGUGAUCAUACUAAAUAUUUUUUUUCUGUGCACCUAUGAGGUAAUUAUCGCUGCCAUGAAGCCUCCAUAUAGUGAGUUUUCUGCCCCCUUCACUGCCGUCACGCGACCGCAGCUCAGCUUUUGCUUGCCUCAUAGCUACCCGUGAUUUAAAUUACUGUAAAUUUGAUAGUAUGUCGUCAUAGGUCGUCCCGAGUCUGUUGAGAAAAGUAGUACACUAAACCAUGCUCGCUAGAUUUGCGUGGUGUUUUUGUCUGUUUGAGCAGCAUUUGAUAGACUCCACGUUGUGGACAUAUGAGGUAAACAUCGCUGCCAUGAAGCCUCCAUAUAGUGACAGUUCUCUGCCCCCUUCACUGCCGUCACGCGACCGCAGCUCAGUUUUUUUCUUGCCUCGUAGCUACCCGUGUUUUAAAUUACUGUAAAUUUGAUAGUGUGUCGUCAUGGGUAGUCCCGAGUCUGUUGAGAAAAGUAGUACACUAAACCAUGCUCGCUAGAUUUGUGUGGUGUUUUUGUCUGUUUGAGCAGCAUUUGAUAGGCUCCAUGUUAACAAAUAUAUGACAAAGUCAUGUCCUUUCAUUUUAUGAUUCGUUCACCGCAUAGUCAUUACUGGAAAGUCAAGUUAGCAGCAAGCUAGGUCAGGAACCGGAGGACCGAAUCACUGAACGGGAAGUGACAAAACUCAGUCUUUCCCCCCUGCCUGCACGCUGGCUGCUAAUUGGCCACACGUGGAAGUGAGUGACAGAUGCCCUGAUUCUGUUUCCGCUCGCUCCCCUGCCCGCGAUGAGGCUGGCGUCUGAUUGGUCGUGUGCGAUGUCAGACGACGCUGCCGCUUGCUCAACGCCCUCCCACGCAGCGAACAAGCACAAACUUUAUUGAACGAAUCAGUGCAGAUGGUGAUUAGUUCGGUCUCGUUCGCCCAAACAAUUCGUUCAAAAAGAACGAAUCGUUCGCGACCGAUACAACACUACAACAUAGCACGUAAAAUACAAAUUGUUCCUUUACACGCUUUUUUUUGAAAAGCGCAUCAGUUCUAUGGAAAGCUUGCGGCUGGUAAGUCAGCUCAGCGCAGAGAUAGAAGUCGGGAGACAAAAGCACAGAAAGGCAUUUUUAGUUAAAGGGUUCAUUCCGACUUACGCAGAAAUUCGGGUUCCGUCGCCAACGUAGGAACGGAACUCAUUCGUAAUGUAAGACUCCCUGUAUUUGAAACAUAAAUUUCCAACCCUGCCUACAUACUGUGCUUCGAAGUUAUACUCACAGUAAAGCCAUUAGACAAUACGGUGUAUCACAAAAGUGAGUACACCCCUCGCAUUUCUGCUGAUAUUUAAGAUAUCUUUUCAUGGGACAACACUGACAAAAUGACACUCUGACACAAUGAAAAGC